ACGAAGUGUGGAUCUCGCGGUCGCUCAUCCCACGGGAACCCUCGCGUUAUCGGCCAUCCGGGUUGGCCGUUAUCGAAAUUCGCCAGCGAAACCUCUGUCGAAUUCGAUAGCCGUGGGUACGAGGUUGGAAUCCACGAACUCGAAAACGACUAAAGUGCCGGAACCGAUCGAUCGCGGUUUAAGCGAGUACGCGAGUGAUCGCUUCGAGUGUGCCGAUGUGCCGGAGAGAUCGGAGAGGGAGAGUAGCCGCAUUCCCUGAGGGAUUGAUUUCAUUGAUUUUCUUUCGGUGACGAAAGUGCGCCAAGAUCUGGUGUAAGGUGAGACACGUGGACGACUCGCGGAGUGGAUUGGCGUGCUACUUCUGGUCUGUGGAAGUUAAAGAAGGAUUAAACGGAGAUGGAAAAUUGUUAUUUCUGCCAAGAGACCGGCCGUGUGAUUAUGGCUGUCUUUCAUUGAAAUUGCGUUGACUGUAUAUCGUGGUUGCUGCAACCGGCUUAGUUACCAUAAUCGCGAGGUCGGCACCACCAUACAUGAGGACUCCAGAUUUCACACAAUGGAUGAAUCAAGUUCACGGUACGUCGACGGACCUGGUGCCACAGCUGCUGGGCAUGUUCGACGAGCUGGUGCGUAGGGGCAGCGGGUGCGGCGAGCACGUAGUCCUGCCGUCGACCUGCAACAUACCGGCGGCCAUUCAGAAGCGUCUCAGCCUGGUCCCGCAUUCCCACCGCGGGUCCAUAUUUGGGCCGCUCUGCGACUCGGAAUCGGUCCUGGCCAAGUCUCGCCGCGAGCGGAAACCGGAGGAGUCGAAACCCCGGGAAUCGAGUCGCGCGGAAAUGGCCACUCGCGAGGAGGACGACAAGCCGGGGAACAAGGACGACCGCGGGGUAGAACUCGCCGUGGCCCAUGGCCAGCUGGCGAACGCCGCCGAGGAGAAGCCCGUGUAUGGGCUGACACCCCUCGGGUACACCAGAAGGUGCAGGGCCACCGGCAGGCCCCUCUCGGGGAGCUCCAUCGCUUCCAGCACCUCCUCCAGUGGGUGCAGCAAUCAGGGAAACGCGUGCGCCGCCAAUCCUUAUUUGGCCUCCGUCGAAUCGCUCGCCGACACCUGUGCCAGCUCCCAAGGGUCUGGAGAUAGCGGCGUUGUGACCGUGUCAGAAGCAAGCUGUCGAAUGGGAGAUGGCAGCGGUAGUCAAUGUAGAGAUAGCGCCGAGGGAGAUUCGCCUAUGUAUAACAGGCCAAGAUACUGCGAUCCUCAUCGCAAUCCCGUCGAAAGAGUUCUUCUCGAGAUCGUGGACACUGAAGCGGUAUACGUGGAGCACCUUCGCCAGGUUAUUCAGGGUUAUCUCAUAUUUUGGAGAGACGAUCCAGCCUCCUUGGUGCACCACCUACAACUCAACGAUUUGUUUAGCAACAUUGAAGAUAUAUUCCAAUUUAAUAGGGAGUUUCUGAAGGAAUUAGAAAAUUGCAGCUUGGAUCCGAUUUGCAUGGCAAAUACUUUCAUCAAGCACAAUUCGGGAUUUAAAGUGUACACCGAAUAUUGUACCAAUUACCCUCGGACAGUUUCCGUACUGACCGAUCUGAUGGGUCAAGAAGUUACAGCGAACGCUUUCCGAGAAAGGCAAGCAGCUCUUGGCCAUGCGUUACCUCUGGGGUCAUUUCUGCUGAAACCUGUACAGAGAAUCUUGAAGUACCAUCUGCUCUUACAAAACUUAUCAAAGGAAUAUGGUGCAGGCGCAGUGGAGAGAGAAAAGGAGGCUGAAGGUAGAAGCGCUAUCGAGAGUGCUCUGACUACCAUGACCGGUAUCGCGAAACACAUCAACGCCAUGAAGAGGAGGCACGAGCACGCCGUGCGCGUCCAAGAGAUUCAGUCGCUUCUGUAUGGAUGGUGUGGACCAGAUCUGACCACUAGUGGGGAACUGGUUGCCGAAGGCAGAUUCCGAAUGCGAGGUGCCAAAGCUCCAAGGCAUGCUUUCCUGUUCGAGCGGAUGCUUCUUCUUACGAAGAAGAAGGAAGAUGGCCUUCUAGUUUAUAAAGCUCAUAUUGGGUGUUCAAAUCUGAUGUUGAUCGAGAGCAUACCGGGAGAACCACUUAGUUUUCACGUGAUUCCGUUUGACAAUCCUCGGCUGCAAUAUACUCUGCAGGCACGAAACUUGGAACAAAAGAGAGAGUGGACCCUGCAAAUUAAGAGGGUAAUUCUUGAAAACUACAAUGCUGUGAUACCGUCCCACGCUAGACAACUGGUCAUGCAACUUGGUCAAACGCCUCCUGAAGAAGAUGGCGUGGUGGACAAGGGAUUGGCGAAAAAGCAACAUUCGGCACCGCCUGAAUAUUUAGAGAAACGAAAGCAAGACAGAGAGAGGCGAAGAUCCGAAACAGGUCUGAGGCAAAAAUUGAAGAAAGGAAGGAAGAGUGACAGCAACGCGCCUGACACCGAGCAUUCACCCUCGUCAACGCGUAAAAACCAAACGGAAGAUGCAAUUCACGGCAGUAGAGACCGAAGUCUUAACAGAUCAUUGGAUGCACGCGCCUCAAAAGUUAAGGACCGUUUUACUAACUGGAGAAGAAAGUCGGAGCCCGGUUUCCAGUCUUACGUGUGUUUAAAUCAAUCGGACGAGGAGCAUAAGGAGAACAGCGUAGACACCGAGUCUACAACCGUCGAAGCCGAUUGCAGCCCAUUGCCUAACGAGGAUGACGACUCCUCGGUUAAUUCGCACGGCAUCGGUCUUUCACCCACAGAAACCAAAGACAAUAACGAGCAACAAGUGCAGGCACAAACCGUGGAACAAAUCGUCGGUCACAUUCUUAUGCAGAAUCAAGAGUUCCAAAAGCUUCUCGAGAAGCAGCGAACCAACAGUAUUAUUAACGUCAGACAACAGCAGCGGUUCAUCAAGCACAUGUCGGCGGAUACUUCGGACGAGAGCGACACGGAAAGCUCCAAUUACGCGACCGAAUCGGCCGCCAAUAACAGAAAUGGUCGCGCUCGUUCCGCUCGUCGCGAACAGAGAAUGGUCAGAGUCAAUAACGCGUGGAACUCAUUAACGCCACCCACAUCCCGUGACAAUCAGUCCUCGUUGCGAUUGCGUUACGACAAUCUUCGGACGGAGAACGACAAGGAAGCAUCCCCUGACUCCGCCGUGAAGAGUAGAAACAACCGAGUCCACGAAAAAAGAGCGCUAUUCGAGGCCUUCAAGAGGCAAAGUAUCGUUACCGAUAGCAAGAUCAUCAAAACUGCUUUGAGGAUAAGAGAGAACUCGACGUCUGGAAACGAGGAUACUGCCCCGGAGCCGGCAUCCAACGAUACCGGUAACAAACCGGAAGAAACGAAGACGAUUAAUACAGAACCGGAAAACAAUGCAGAAGACGCGAAGGAAUCGAAAGGUUUCGGGAAUUACGAUAAUCUGCAACACGUUUGGGAUGGCUUGCAGGAUGAAAAGGGCGUGGAUGGAAACGACAGCCCUACCAGACCUGCCGUGUGGUUAACCAAGCUGUGCGAAGGGUUACCAACGUCGCCGCAAAAGUGCGGCUCUUUGCCACGAAGUUUCCAAAUUCAUCCUAACUCGCAUCCUCACAUAACGAAGUCCAGAUUCUUGCAGAGGGACGGGAAGCCGAUGAGCGAGCGUCCGUUCACCAUUGCUUCCGACAAACCGGCUGAAAUCAACUUAGAAGAUAUGGAAAGGUACGCUUCCUCUUGCCAGCCCGGAGGUAGAAUCGCUAAGUUCCCUACGUGUAACUCCACGUCGACGUCGACCUUCUUUUACACCUUGGAAGACUCUCUGACGGAUGCCUACUCCGAGCUGCAGGUGUCUUCUACUUCGACUAACAUCCACCCCGAUCAUAAGAUUUACAGAGCCAACGGGAAUGGAAGUACCAUUUUCAAGAACGUUCUGUCCAAAGCUGGAAGUAGACUGCAGGGGCUACGAACAACCGUGAGCACGGAAACUCUCGAAUGCAGCGAGGAACUCGAGAGGACAAAGCACUUUCGUUCUUCGAGUCAUGGUAAAUAUAGGAAAAGGAAUAAGUUGAGGUCGUCGAGAGAGACCUCGUCGGACGUUGAAGAGGUGGUAGGGUGUGCAACGGGAGGAUCUUCAUCCGUGCGAAUCCCUUCGUUGUACUACAAACAAGGUAGUUCUGGUCUCGGUGCUCGGAUCGCCCAGUCCGAUUACGCGGAUCCAACUACGUUGUUCGUUGACAAAAGAUCCGAAUUCUCGCCCGCAGUUAUUGGAAACACACCAAAAUCGGAACCCGAGCAAGACAAGGCAGUGAUUAUGUCCGAGCGUCAGGAAAUCGAAGCCGAUGGUUUCUAUGAAAGGUCUUUUGAGUCAAUAGAGAACUACGUGGAUACCGACACCAACGACGCUUUUCGGGAUAGUGCAAUAUUUAGCGACGUCGACGAGGUGCUUGCAGUUUGUACACAAACUAGCACACCUGUUCAAAAGUCAGAUACACCUUCGCCUUGUGGGAACAGGAAGAUCGCACCUCCUGUACCUGCAAAAAAAAGAACAGAAGUUGUUGCAGAGCCAAGUAACGGCUUGAGCGACGGGCAAAAGAUCAAACCAAGCGUAGCGAGAAAGCCUGAUUAUCUAAAGGUAAGAGCGAAAAUUUUAUGCGCACAAGAAGAGGCAUCUAAUGUCGCUAAAUUAGUGGAAUGUCACGAAGCGACGUACCGAUCCUCAAUGGAAGAAUCUCAAAGUCAGGAGGGAAAGACAUUGGAAAACGAAGACAGGGAUGAUGUUUCGGCAGGGCAAAGUCAGGCUGGCUGGGUUCGAAGAAUGGUUGGCCAAUUGCAAGGACACGUAGAGUCCUGAUCUGCGUUACGAAAAUUACUAGAGACCUGUAGGCAUUGUACUCUUUCAUUUUCAUGUGCAUUUAGCCAGCGGAUACCAGUAGCAAAAAAAGUGUGGUACCAUGGUUGACUAUGGUCUCUUUCGCGCGUACUUCGAACUCGGUUUCUGAGAAUAAUUAGAUAGUGCACGUUGAGUGGUGAUUACGUCUAGUUAAGAUCGGACACUUAUGAUGUAACUUAAAUUUUAAAUGAACAUGCAUUUUAAGAAUCUUAAUCCAGAUUAAUAAUGGAAGUGAUGUAAAAGGUUCUGUAAAAGUUAUUUGCUGUUCAUAAUGUAACAUUUCAAAAUGUUUACUUGUUAUGAACAGUUCAUAAUGUAAGGAAGCAACAUUUUCUUUGCUGCACGUUAACUAAAAGUAAUGAAGUACCAAGCCUGAACUGGCUAAUCAGAAGCCAAUUUACCGUAAUGUAGUUAUCGUAAUCAUAUAAUGCUUCUGAUGUUAUUCCAUGGACACUAUUGAGUUUAAUUUAUCCUUUUAUAAUCAAAAGAAAUGUGUACGUUAUGUCUUACGAUAUGACUCUACUGCCCAAGGAACUGACUGUACUUUUCUGUAGGUUAUGUGAUACGGUGUAUUCAGUUAGGAAGUAUCCGUAGACAUGAAUCUGCUACUAUUUAUCAUAUACAAAGUACAAGUUGUAUUUUAAUUUUGGCAAUGAAUCCAAUGAUUUUCUGCCUGGUAGUCGCUGAACUUAUGUAUUUGAUUUGCUUCACUACACAUGCCAUUGUUUUGAUUCAUCGAAACUCGUGCGUUCUGUUGCAAUGCAAAGAGUGACUUAAUAAUAACAUUGUCUUUAAUUUUUGGUACAAUUACUGUAAAGUCUAUGAAUCAUUAACAUGUACGUAACUUUUAUCGUUUCCAACAUCCCUCAGUAAUGUAUAAAGUUAGGUGUUAUAAAAAUACACAGUUGUACACACUGUUAUUGUAUAUAGUAAUAUAACAUUUCAUAAAAAUUUGUCUAUUUUCUUAUAAACAGAUCUAUAAAC
Orussus abietinus is the source of this 5828-nucleotide messenger RNA. RefSeq lists its product as uncharacterized. Gene Ontology annotation, molecular function: guanyl-nucleotide exchange factor activity. Bases 531 to 4805 code for a protein of 1424 amino acids. The transcript has 13 exons. The record is from RefSeq and is a predicted model, not a curated record. Lineage: Eukaryota; Metazoa; Arthropoda; Insecta; Hymenoptera; Orussidae.